Messenger RNA from Mandrillus leucophaeus (drill), 1536 nucleotides. RefSeq lists its product as uncharacterized. The transcript has a single exon. The record is from RefSeq and is a predicted model, not a curated record. Bases 230 to 772 code for a protein of 180 amino acids. Lineage: Eukaryota; Metazoa; Chordata; Mammalia; Primates; Cercopithecidae.
AUGUGAAGUGAACCCCCAUUCCCCAAAGCAAUUAAACCGUCAUGACUUUGCAAUUUGGCACAUCCUAGCUUGUUAGAGAGCACUUUCGAAAAACACAGCCCCGACAGCAAAAUAAAUACCUGAUAUCUUGGCCCCUUCUGUGAAAACAACACUCCCAAAUCCUGAAACAAAACCUGAAGUGUCUUCAUGUGCAUUCUCUGGCAGGCCACAGUCCUUCUGACCUUGUAAGAUGGUGCAGCAUGCAGACCAGCCUUGUCCCCAAGGUCUCAGUGCUGCAGUCUCGCUCCUCCCCUCAUUUAAGAAGACCACCCUUUUCAUUUCAGCAGUCCUCACCACCACCAUAUCCUUUGUGCUGGGAUGGCACACAGGUGUCCAUUCAGAUGAGAGUCGGGUUACUCCUACAGAGUGUAAUCAGCACCCCAUCCAACUGGCCCGAAAGCCCAGACCUGCAGCAGAACUCUCCAACUCUAUCGGCUUUCAGGGUGUUCUCUCCUGGGAAGGGUGUAAAAUCAGCUUGUCAGCAUCUUCUUACAGAGAGUACCCCAUCUGUAUUGGUGGGGCGGCUCCCUCUUUAUACAUUAGGAAGCAUGGGUGCUUAGAAAGUUUAUUUCAGGAAGAAAAUGGGUUCACACAAAAAGCAAACUACGAUCUGCUCAGGGAGAAGCUUGCCUUUGAACUGGAAGAUGUUGGGAUAAGCAGGGAAAGCUUCGACUUUGGAGUCAGGUUUGUGUUCAGAAUCCAGCCCUGCUGGCUAGUAAGUGGGAGACCUUAGGCAAAGCAUGCAAUCGCUCUGAAUGGCAGUUUCCUCAUUUUUAAAUGAGGAUGGUAAAACUAACGUUGCAGGGGAGUUACAGGGUUAAAGAAGAUCCUGUGUGUAACCCCAAGCAUUGGAUGACUCAUUGAAUGGCCUUUCUUGUCAGCAUAAUUAUCAUCAUUAUUUAGAUACUUUCUUCCUUCACUCACCUGGCAGGUCAGUUUUCUGUGCAAACAAGCCUCCUGUGUAGGAUUCUUCCAAAUGGUCUUCCUGGAGUCUUUGAUAUUUGUUACAUCCUGCUGAAGUUCGAUUGUGUUUUUAUUUUUUCAUCCACCUUCCAUUGUUCACUUUUUACAUGAUUAUUCAAUCCUUGGGGCUGUCCAUGUCAUCUCUUAGAUUUAUUAAAAGACAUUUUAAUGUAUGAUGAGGUUUUAUAUUUUUGUUUUAAAAAAAAGAAAUAGUCAUUGUUUUCCUCCUUUGAACUGAGGGUAUUUCUGGAUUGUGUGGUCCUCGUCAGUCGACUUGUUUUGCACACUUUUCUUUACUUCACGUCUCCAUCAACAACCAACCUACUCCCCACCUCCCCCAGGAAAUAAUGGGCCUGCUCCUCUCCUCACUGUGACCCUGGAGGCUCUUAAGAUUUUUUUUUUUUUUUUACUGGGCUGAGUUCACAAAUUAGGGGCAGGAGCUGGAAGUUGCUCUAGGAACACCAGAUUUUCUGGUUCUGUUCAAAUUGGCAUUUCUUGUUUGGAAUAAACUUAUUUCUUGGACAUUCCUUCUCA